CCUCCCCGAGACAGGAACCUCGCAGGAGUGUCCCUCCGGCCAGCCUGCGGACGGGGCUUGCAACAGGCGGCUGCAACCUGUUUACACCUCGGCUGGGGAACUCCCCUCCCCUCCCCAGUAACUGGGGGGAAAGCCCCAAUUCCCUGGCUAUUCUUGCGUAUAAGCGCCGCUGCAUCAAAGCAAUACGUGUCAACAGGGAAAAGCCCGGCUGUCGCCGCUGCGGCUGUUGCAACAGGACUAAUCCAAGCUCAAUUAUUCCCGACCGCCUCGGUGUCCUUCUCGCAAUGCCGGCCGUCGACAAACUUCGCCUGGACGAGGCUUUGCAGGAUAGUCCGCAGACUCGUUCGUUGCUGAGUGUUUUUGAAGAAGAUGCAGGAACGCUUACAGACUACACCAACCAGUUGCUUCAAGCAAUGCAGCGGGUUUACGGGGCUCAGAAUGAAAUGUGUCUGGCAACACAGCAGCUCUCCAAGCACCUUCUAGCCUAUGAGAAACAGAACUUUGCCCUGGGUAAAGGAGAUGAAGAAAUGAUCUUUACUCUUCAGUACUUCUCAAAAGUUGUGGAUGAGCUUAACAUUCUGCAUACUGAAUUGGCCAAACAGCUUGCAGACACCAUGGUUCUCCCCAUCAUCCAGUUUCGGGAAAAAGAUCUUACAGAAGUCAGCACUCUGAAGGAUCUCUUUGGCCUUGCUAGCAACGAGCAUGAUGUCUCCAUGGCAAAGUACAGCAGGUUACCUAAAAAGAGAGAAAAUGAGAAGCUGAAGGCAGAAGUAGCCAAAGAAGUGGCCGGUGCCCGGAGGAAGCAACAUCUCUCAUCACUCCAGUAUUAUUGUGCCUUGAAUGCUUUACAGUACCGCAAAAGAGUAGCCAUGAUGGAGCCCAUGCUGGGAUACACCCGCUCACAGAUUAAUUUUUUUAAGAAGGGAGCAGAGAUGUUUUCCAAAAAGAUGGACAGCUUUUUAUCGUCUGUUUCAAGCAUGGUUGACAGCGUUCAGGAAGAAUUGGAUGCUGAGGCUGAAGCUAUGCGGAUAUCUCAGCAGGACCUCCUUUCUGGGAACGAAUCAGUUUACACGCCUGAUUUUGAUGUGGCCUCUCCUGUCAUUAACAGGAACCUUAUUCAGAAGGCAGGCUACCUUAACCUUAGAAAUAAAACCGGCUUGGUGACUACAACGUGGGACAGAUUGUACUUCUUCACCCAAGGUGGAAACCUGAUGUGCCAGCCCAGGGGAGCUGUUGCAGGAGGACUGAUCCAAGAUCUGGACAACUGCUCUGUCAUGGCUGUCGACUGUGAAGACCGGCGAUACUGCUUUCAGAUUACUACGCCCACAGGCAAACCAGGCAUAACUCUUCAGGCAGAGGGCAAGAAAGAAUAUGAGGAGUGGAUAUGUGCAAUCAACAACAUCUCACGACAGAUCUAUCUCACCGACAAUCCUGAAGCAGUGGCCAUCAAAUUGAAUCAGACGGCAUUACAGGCCGUGACCCCGAUCACAAGUUUUGGGAAAAAGCAGGAGCAUCUAUGUCCCAGCCAGGAUGUGAAGCACGUGGAGAUACAGAAUGACCGAAUGGUCCCUGAUGAACCUGCCAGCAUUCCAGACUCAGCUGAGCUUAUUGCACCUGGGACGCCAAUUCAGUUUGAUAUUGUGCUCCCUGCCAUGGAGUUCCUAGAUCAGAACAGGGGAGGCAGGCGCACAAACCCUUUUGGAGAGUCUGAAGAUGGCCAGAAGGAGGAUGAGGAAGAUUCGCUCUUGCAGCAGAUGUUUGUCGUUCGCUUUCAAGGGUCUAUGGCUGUCAAAUCAGAUCAUACCAUUGAAGUGAUCUACGAAGCAAUGAGGCAGGUGCUGGCAGCUCGGGCCAUUCACAACAUUUUCCGCACGACAGAAUCCCACCUCAUGGUCACCAGUCAUGACCUGAAAUUAAUAGAUCCUCAAACCCAAGUUAUAAGAACAAGUUUUGAACUUGCUAGGGUGACACAGUUUGCUGCCCAUCAAGAGAACAAGAGGCUUCUUGGGUUUGUGGUUUGUGAUGCUGAAUCUGCAGGUGAAAAUUCCAAGAGUGCCUAUGUCUUUGAGAGCAACACGGAAAGUGAAAAGAUUUGCUAUGCAAUAAGCCUAGGAAAGGAAAUCAUUGAGGCACGUAAGGAUCCAGAAGCACUAGCUCAAUUAAUGUCAUCCAUGCCCUUGACCAAUGAUGGAAAAUUCAAGCUACAGAAUGACCAGUCGGAAGACGCUGCUGUGCAUAGAGACGAGCAGGAAGAAUCUGAAGCAUAAGUUGAAAUUUAGGGGAUUUGACGUUGCACAUAAUAGGUCAAAUUCUGUGCUCUCAGUUGUGAUCCAACGUGUGUUCCUCUUGGUGACAGACUAGGAAGAGAACUGGGGCAUACAUUUUUGGUGUGGUGACAAUCUUUGAAGUUCCUCCUCCAAUCUGCAUCAAGUCACCUGCUAGCAUUUAGGACAGCUUGAUGGCUAACCAGCAACAUUUUUAAUGCAAGUCAUACAUACUUUGUGGGACUGUUCUUAAGAUCCUGAACCACCACCUUGUUGCCCCGUUUUAUUUUUUUAGGAAGCAGACCUGAAAGUCCAGCUACUUUGAAUUUCCUGCUGUAAUCGGGAGUACACUCCUUGCAUUGAUCGUAUUCAGACAGCAUAAUUUUGUAAUCCAUAUAAGUUAUGUAAAUGUACAUUUCUGCUUAUGGUAGUCGGGGGAGGCUCAAAUUUCACCCCCUGCCAGCACUGUUUCUAAAACUUAACCAAGUUUUACACCCAACCGUUCAAUCUGAUCUUCUGAUUCACAAGCGAAAGAGAUUGGAGGGUCUCAGAAAGCUGAAUGCUGCACUCAGUAGCAUAUCUGGAAUAUACAGUGCUCAAAAGAAAUUCUUUAUUUUCCACAGUCUAGUCCUGUAUCAUAGCAGGGAUUGUUUAAUUCCAUGUGAAGUUGUUUUAGGGUCUGGAGUACUUUUAAAAGUAUAACACUAUUUUGUGCUAGGCUGUUUACAAAACUAUUUGAUAAACACUUUUCCUAUUAAUAUCUAUUUUUAUACUGUAGCUGGAGUAAGCUUUUAAUAUUAAUCCAAGUGCCUACUAUUUUUGUGGGGACCAUAUUUGUACACUCCGUGAAGCAGGCACUUCAGCCUUGAUAGCUGACGAGUGGACCAGAUGCUAUGCAUUGUCCUAUGAAGAGGUUUUGGUAGUUGCUCCCCUGGCAUGAGAGGCUUUUUAUGGGGGGGAGGGGGGGAGAGGAGGAGAGAGAUGGCAGCAAACAGAUUGUCAGAACCAGAAGUGUGUCUGGUGGGGGUCGGUGGGAUUAAGUAACAAAUAUUCGUUCCCCAAUUUAACUGAAAGGUUGAAGAAAAUAGCAUUCUGCACUGAGCCAGGAAAGCACGGUCUGGGGAAACUUGUUUUUUUUAGAAGACAAAACAUAAUCUUGUGUGCAGUUUAACAUUAAUGUUCAUGGAUCAGCACAGAAUUGGGAAGCAGCAGAAAUAAAACACUUUCUAGUCAAUUUCAAAUGUAAGUGACAGGCAAGAACAGAAACGGCUAUAAUAAGGAAGUUCACAUUAUUUUCUCUGUGAAUGUUUUAUAAGUAAAUGUUUUAAAGUUAAAAGCAAAGCCUUCAUCUUGCAAAACAAAUGUUUAGUGAUAAUUCUAGAUUAAAAUCUUAUUUGAACUAUG
Molecule: messenger RNA, 3668 nt
Organism: Sphaerodactylus townsendi
Lineage: Eukaryota; Metazoa; Chordata; Lepidosauria; Squamata; Sphaerodactylidae
Gene: APPL2
Product: adaptor protein, phosphotyrosine interacting with PH domain and leucine zipper 2
Exons: 21
Coding region: 285-2267 (660 amino acids)
Biological process (GO): signaling
Cellular component (GO): endosome membrane; cytoplasm
Molecular function (GO): protein binding
Source: RefSeq, a predicted model, not a curated record